AUGAGAGCUCAGGAGGCAGCUAAACAAGCAGAACUUCGCGCGAAAGCUUCAUUUCUGGAGGAGAGAAGAAAGGUGGAAGAAGAAGAACUUCUGCUGCGGCUCGAAGUGCAGAAGCGCAAGCUGCAGCAAGAAAUGGAGCUGAAGGAGAUGGAGCUUCGUCAGAGGUUGAUGUCUCGGCAGAAGAAAGAAGAACUGCACAUCCGUCAGCAGAUGGCUGAAGUUGAUGCCAGAGAGAACGCUUUGGAGACGGUGAAGUUCGCUGGAAACGUCACCGAAUAUACUCAGUUCACCAAGACCUUCGACAGCAACAUCGGAUCCAAACUGGCCAACGAUGAAGAGCGCCUCGCUUACUUGGACCAAUACCUGGUGGGAGAACCCAAGGAGCUGAUAAGAAGUUGUCUGCUGAUGUCACCAUCUGAAGGGUACAGCGAGGCCAGGAACCGGCUUCAUCAGCGGUAUGGAGAUCCAUACAGAACUGUGGCUAUCCUGAUCAACAAGAUCAUGAAGUGGCCCUCGGUCAAACCUGAAGACGCGCAUGGCUUGGAUAAACUCUCUCUGUUCCUGUCGAGCUGCUACUCUUCGGUAACAAGUGAAGCGUCAUCUCUACAGCUAGACCAGCCAAGUGUUCUGAGGAGUGUCCUGGACAAGCUGCCUCCUGGUAUGCAGGAUAGAUGGAGAAGGAAAGCUGUGAGAAUCCGGGACUCGCAAGGAGACGUGAAGUUCAAGGACUUGGUCUCCUACGUCGCAGAGGAAGCCAGAGUACUGUCUGACCCUCUCUUCGGAAGACAAACCCCCGACAAGUCAGUCAGAGAAGCACAGAGGACCGAAGGAUAUGGUCAUGGAAGAUCUGGACGCGUGAUGGCCACGAACAUCAACAGCAGAGAUCAGCAAAGAAAAUGUUGGUUCUGUGGAGAGGAACACUUGUUAGAAGACUGUACGACGCUGAGGUCGAAGUCAAUGCAGGAGAGGAGGGAGUUCAUUCUGAAAAACGCCCUGUGCUACGGCUGCUUGCGGAAGUGGCAUCGCGUGUCUGUCUGCUCGGCUCGGAAGUUCUGCAAACUCUGCAAAGGCCGCCACCCAACACUCCUUCAUGAGGACAGAGGCUCAGCACCAGCAUUGCAACCGUCUGAGAAGAACAGUGACGAAUCUGAAACGCCAGUCAAAAAUGGGUCUGUCGGUAUGACGCAGACUGGAGCGAAUCUGCAGUCGAACAUGCCGGUCAUUCCAGUCAAGGUAGGCGACGGUAAAACAGUAUCUACAUACGCCUUCCUGGACAGUGGCAGUUCCGCCUGCUUCUGCACUGAGUCCUUGCUGACAGCUCUGCAGGCGGGUAUCCACUGCACUCCAACGCGAUUGACUUUGGAAACCGUGAACCCGGAAGUGACCAGGAUGAAGAGUCUCAUCAUCAACGGCAUCCAAGUGUCUGAUCUUGAAGAAAGUUCCUUCAUAUCACUUCCAGCAACGUACACCCUGGACAAGAUUCCAGUUUCUCGCGACGACAUUCCCACAGCGCGGGAUAUAGAAGUCUGGCCUCACCUGAGAGAAUUGGAACUUCAGGACAUCAAUUCGGAGGUCAGCCUGAUGAUUGGCAACAAUGUGCCAGAAGCAAUGGAGCCAUGGGACGUCAUCCACGGGAUGCCAGGCGAGCCGUUCGCGGUGAAAACCAAGCUGGGGUGGGUCGUUAACGGCCCCAUGAAGCCAGAAACUGGCCAAAACAUCCGCUUCAACAGGGUCAGCGUCAAAGAGGACGUUCACGAGAUGUUUAUAAGGAUGUACAACGAUGAAUUCAGAGACGAAAACAUGGAGGGAAAAGGAAUGUCUCAAGAAGAUCUGGUGUGGCUGAACAAGGUCGAGUCAGCAUGUGAACUUACGAGUGACAACCACUACCAGAUACCACUUCCUUUCAGAGAUGAAAAUGUGCGGCUUCCAAACAACAUUACAAUGGCCACCAGAAGACUGGAGUCGCUGAAGCGGAAGCUCUCUGGAGACGAACGUCUUCUCCAGGAUUACACUAUCUUCAUGGAGGAAAUGUUGAAGAAAGGCUACGCCGAAGAGGUUCCAGAAGAAAAGACGAAUGAGGGCAAGGUCUGGUACCUUCCUCAUCAUGGUGUCCGUCAUCCCCAGAAGCCAGAAAAACUGAGAGUGGUUUUUGAUUGCGCAGCGAAGUUUCACGACACCUCUCUGAAUGACAGGCUGCUUCAGGGUCCAGACCUCACCAACGACCUGCUGGAUGUUUUGCUGAGGUUCAGGGAGGGAGCUGUAGCAUUUACGGCAGAUGUCGAAGCCAUGUUCUACCAGGUGAAGGUACCGUCGGGGGAUCGAGACUUCCUCAGAUUCCUCUGGUGGCCAGAGGGCAACUUGAAGAUGCGCCCAAAGGCGUAUCGUAUGACGGUUCAUCUGUUCGGGGCCUGCAGCUCACCCAGCUGUGCGAGCUACGCAUUGAAGAAAACGGCCAAGGACCAUGGAGUGCUGUUCGAAGACGGUGCUGCCCAAACUGUUUCCAACAACUUCUACGUCGAUGACUGCCUGAAGUCUGGACAAGACCAAGAGAAAGUGACAGCGCUGGCGCAUGGUGUGAAGCAGCUCUGCGCCUUGGGGGGAUUCAAUCUCACCAAGCUCAUGAGCAACAGCCGUCAACUGCUGAACUCAUUCCCCUCCGAAGAACGUGGAAAGAAGGUCAAGACCAUCGAUCUCAGUCAUGGUGAGCUUCCUGAGACAAAGGCUCUAGGCGUGGUUUGGAUUCCGGAGGAUGACGCGCUGGUGGUGAAAACUGAAGUGACAACGAAAGAACCAACCAGAAGGGGGAUACUCGCGACGGUCAGCUCCGUCUAUGACCCGCUGGGCAUAGUCGCUCCCUUCACCCUGUCAGGGAGAAUGAUCCUUCAAGAGCUGUGCAGACUGGAACUGGGAUGGGACCAGCCCUUGCCUCCCCACUUAGAGGAUAUGUGGAAGAAGUGGAUAGAAGCCCUGCCAAAGCUUGCAGACUAUCACAUUGACAGAUGUGUGAUGCCCAGACAUUUGGCUGAUUAA
Amphibalanus amphitrite is the source of this 3030-nucleotide messenger RNA. RefSeq lists its product as uncharacterized. The record is from RefSeq and is a predicted model, not a curated record. Lineage: Eukaryota; Metazoa; Arthropoda; Thecostraca; Balanomorpha; Balanidae. The transcript is spliced from 3 exons. Bases 1 to 3030 code for a protein of 1009 amino acids.